Scomber japonicus (chub mackerel) is the source of this 1456-nucleotide messenger RNA. It is a transcript of the gene rassf1, whose product is annotated as Ras association domain family member 1. NCBI's taxonomy places the organism in Eukaryota, Metazoa, Chordata, Actinopteri, Scombriformes, Scombridae. The coding region runs from base 151 to 1233 and encodes 360 amino acids. The record is from RefSeq and is a predicted model, not a curated record. Gene Ontology annotation, biological process: Ras protein signal transduction. Gene Ontology annotation, cellular component: microtubule cytoskeleton; nucleus. The transcript is spliced from 6 exons.
GGAAGUGGACCAAGUCACAAAAAUAUUCACAGUGUGCUCAUCAAGGCGUGCACACUAAUGCUGUCUCCUCUCAGGACUGCAUGUACACCCAUACUAGCUCAUGGACAACAAGUGCUCACAUGACAUGUCAGUGUCUGUAUCGAGAACAGGAUGCCUAAAUGUGAGCUGAUCGAGCUGAAGGACCUCAGUGUAAAUGAUCCCAUCGAGCUGGCUGCUCCUGCGGCCCGUGCAGCUCCUCCGUCACCUUUAAACCCAGGUCAACACUGCUACUUCCACGUUGUCCGUCUGGUUGGAGACAGUGUCAGCAUCGAAGUACCUGGUUGUCAAGCAGGAGAGACUGGUGUGGGUCAUGACUUCCAGCCCUACAGUUUCACUCAUCUCACCUGGUGUGACCUGUGUGGAGAAUUCAUCUGGGGUCUUUAUAAGCAGAGUUUACGCUGUGCCAACUGCAGUUAUACGUGCCACUACCGCUGCCGACCAUUCAUCCAGCUGGACUGCUGCACAGAUGGAAGUUCGUUAACAGACCGGGUAGAUUUCUCUGUCGACUCAAUCGAGACAGACACAAAUGUGGAUGAACAGGUCGAUUUGAGUAAACAGGAGUUGAGUCUUGGUGAGAUUCAACUGAAGGUUCAAGAGUAUAAUGCUCAGGUCAACAGCAGUCUCUACAUGGUGGUUAAUAAAGACGGGUCCUACACUGGUUUCAUCAAGGUCCACUUUCAGUUAGUUCGCCCCAUCUCCCUACCUCCUCCUCCUCCUCCUCAGAGCCUGGAGGAAGAUCAGGACAGAAAAUUAACCCCGACAAGGCGACGCACAUCUUUCUACCUCCCCAAAGACACUGCAAAGCACCUGCACAUAAGCUCCCAAACACGGGUACGUGAAGUAAUCGAGGCAUUGCUCAACAAGUUUACCCUGGUGGACAACCCAGCCAAGUUUUCUCUGUUCGAGCGAACUGAAAAACAAAAUCAAGUGUGCAUGCGGAAACUGUCUGAUGAUGAGUGUCCCCUCUACCUGCGCUUGUGUGCUGGUCCAAGUGAAAAAGUCUUGAAUCUGGUCUUGAAGGAGAAUGAGACAGGGGAGGUGAAUUGGGAUGCAUUUAGCUUUCCUGAGUUGUGCAACUUUCUGCGAAUCCUGCAGCGUGAGGAGGAAGAGCAUGUGCGGCAGAUAGUGAAGCGAUAUGCUCUUGCUAGAGACAUGAUGAAAAAGGCUGUGUCAAAGACUACUACUCCUGGUUGACCUUGUUUAAAACCAGAGACAUUCAUCCGAUCCUCAUACCUUCUACACCGACUAUCAGUGAGAAGGUUUAUAGCCAUGUGAAAGGGAAGGAAAGAGCUUAGAAAGGUUGUUAAAGAAGCAGGGAUGCUGGUGUUGAUGUGAACUACGUAAAAGAUUAGGCUACUUUAUGUGUAACAAGUGCCAGUAUUGUGAACUGAGCUGGGAAAAUAAAUUCUAGAAUGUU